Molecule: messenger RNA, 2223 nt
Organism: Penicillium manginii
Lineage: Eukaryota; Fungi; Ascomycota; Eurotiomycetes; Eurotiales; Aspergillaceae
Exons: 3
Coding region: 1-2223 (740 amino acids)
Cellular component (GO): cytoplasm
Molecular function (GO): protein binding
Source: RefSeq, a predicted model, not a curated record
AUGACUGCUGUCGCAUCUCCACCUAGUGUGCAAUCGGGGUCUCGCUUGGGAUGGUACAGCACUGGUGACGGAGGACAAGGAGCCCUCUCUUCGAUGAACACCGACGAAGUGUCACGGAUGUUCAUGCCAAGGAAACACGUUCAACGGUCGAAUUCCUCAUCCUCGCUUGGGUCAACUGCCUCUACGAACACUGUGUCCAGCAACAAUUCACAAGAUAUCCAUGCUGGACAGGUCUCCAACGGUGAAUCCGGUACCUGGUCAUCAAAACCAAAGUCUACCCGCAAAGUCUGGCCAAACUCCAAAGCCGAACCAGUCUCGGGAGUUUCAACUGCACGAUCCCAAGCGGGCCCUGCAUUCUCGUCCGGACCAACUGCCUCAUCCACAAUGUCUGCGAUUCACCAGCCAUCCUCUAUUGUCCCGUCACAGCACAUGCUUCAGUCCUCUCAACAGAAUGGGGUCCGACAGCAGCCCAACGGACAAUCUGCGGACCCCCCCAGCUAUCUUGGCCCUUACGCCAAUGAACCAAACAUUCGAGAAGAAACAGAUAAAUUUCCUACCCCAUUGAAUGGCUUCUUUGAUUCAAAGGUCCUUUCUAGGCAGCACGCUGAGAUAUGGGCCGAGAAAGCUGGCAAAAUUUGGAUCCGCGACGUGAAGUCAUCAAAUGGAACUUUUGUCAACGGACAUCGAUUGUCACCCGAGAAUCGAGAGUCAGAUCCCCACGAGUUACGGGAAAACGAUACGCUUGAGCUAGGAAUCGAUAUUGUCAGCGAGGAUCAAAACACCAUUGUCCAUCAUAAGGUCUCUGCUAAAGUUGAGCACGCCGGUCUUUAUGGAUCCACCCCUAACAUCCUUGACCUAAACUUUGGAGAUUUGGAUCCUGCAUCUGGGGGCGGACUUCUACCUUCACCCCUCAGCCAACCGCUUUCGCACAUGCGCGGCCGAUCUGGUAGCAAUGCGAGCAAUCGUUCUGCCCAGAGUGCUGCCAGCAAUCAACUCAACGUUAUGCACCAACAACGUCAAAUGAACUACUGGAACUCCCCCAUAUCCGUUGAACAGGUGGUCAAAAGACUUACGAACGAGUUGAAGCAAGCCAAACAGCAGUCUCAAGAUCUUCGCCAAACAGACGAUUUCUUGACAGCGAUCAGACAGCCAGGUUAUGCUGAGAAGGAAAGAUUGAACAAGCCGUCGCCUCUCGAAGGUAAUCCUUCCCGCCAACUUAACGGACGCCCGAAAAUGCCCCGCGUCGAUUCUUUCUCCAGAUUCUCAGACCCACCCGCUCCUCCACCUCAACAACCUCUCCCCGAAAAGCCAGAUGCUCCCCCACGUAGUGGAUCGGAGUCGUUCUCGCCCCUGAAGCGCAGUGAUACGGAUAAAGCCAAGUCUAUGUCUACAAGUUCUCCCGUCUCUCGCGAAUCAAGUCAGAUCUUGUCUCUUAUUGAGGCAUUGUCAAUUGCCAAACGCGAAAUUGAUACUCAGGGCACUCGUAUCAAGGAACUCGAAGAUCUCCUUCGCGAGGAGAAAACUGCGCGUGAAUCUGCGGAAGACAAGGCCAAGAAGUUGGAAACCCCUACCCCCGCAGAGGAAGAAAUUAAAACCGAGAAGGCCCACCAGGAAGCUCUGGAGGAAGGACUUUUCGUCAAACAAGAACAAGACGGCGUCAACUCCACCGGAGAACCAAACGGUACCAUACUGUGUUCAGAGGUUCCCUCGCUCCCCGAAAACAAAGAGGCGGAGUUUUCAGCAAAAGCACACGCCGAGCAAUUGCAACGUCGUCUUGAUACCAUGGCCGGAGAGAUGGAAGAGAUGCGAAAGCAGAUGGCGUCUUUCAGGGAGCGUGCCGAAACCGCCGAGGACGAGACAGUCCAGUCGAGAAAGUCUUUGGCAGAGAUGAUCGAAACUCUCCGCCAAGAACGUAUCGAAAAAGCGGCAGCCACAGCCACCGAGGUCAAGACGGAUGGAUCCAAUGAUGAUCCAACAAAGUCUAUUUUCGACCAUUCGAUUCUAACCGAGAAUGGCGUUGCAGAAAUUGGCACCCCAGCACAGAAUUUUGAUCCCGGAUCUGUAAAGAGCCAAGAGGAGGACCCGACUUCAAAUGUUACAACUUCCUUACAACGGCGUCAAUACCUUGAGGAAGCAAGUCCCUACGCAUCCAUAUUCGGAGUGGUUCUCCUCGGGGUCGGAUUAAUGGCCUAUCUCAACGGGUGGCAAAAGUUGGACAAAUAA